This is a messenger RNA of Notothenia coriiceps (black rockcod), 2091 nucleotides long. RefSeq names its product secretory carrier membrane protein 2, like (gene scamp2l). Gene Ontology annotation, cellular component: trans-Golgi network membrane; recycling endosome membrane. The transcript is spliced from 9 exons. Lineage: Eukaryota; Metazoa; Chordata; Actinopteri; Perciformes; Nototheniidae. Gene Ontology annotation, biological process: protein transport. The record is from RefSeq and is a predicted model, not a curated record. Bases 4 to 1125 code for a protein of 373 amino acids.
CGCAUGCGCAGACACGCAGGUCACCGCACCAUCCGCAGGAGCAGCAGCCGCCGCCGGGGACACGGGAGCUGUGUUGUUUAUUCCACACAAUAUAAACUUUUAUCCACAAUGUCGGGAUUUGACAGCAACCCUUUCGUGGACACAAUGGAUAUUGAGCCCUUCCAGGAUGCCUCAAUCACACAAGUCACCAGCGGAGCCUCUGAAAACACUGGGGAGUUCAACCCAUUCUCUGCAACUGACAUGGGAACCCACACUGGUACAACCAUCCCCAUCUCAGCUGCCUCCUCUCAACCCGCCAUCCUACCGACUUCUGUGGAGCAGAGCGCACAAGCUAAUGCAGUAGCUGGCCAGGCUAACCUGAUCAAACAGCAGGAGGAGCUGGAGAAGAAAGCUGCAGAGCUGGAGAGGAAGGAGCAGGAGAUACAGAACAGGGCUGCAGGCAGAGGGCUCAACACUGGCUCUAAAGAAAACAACUGGCCACCGCUUCCCAGUUUUUCCCCUGUAAAGCCGUGCUUCUAUCAGGACUUUGAGGAGGACAUCCCUGAAGAGUACCGCAGGAUCUGCAAGAGAAUGUACUACCUCUGGAUGUUCCACAGUGCCACUCUCUUCCUCAACGUGCUGGCCUGCCUGGCUUACUUCACUGCAGACGCUGAGUACGGGGUUGACUUCGGUCUGUCCAUCCUCUGGUUCAUCCUCUUCACCCCGGUGUCCUUCAUCUGCUGGUACCGGCCCGUCUACAAGGCCUUCAGGUCUGACAGCUCCUUCAGCUUCUUUUUCUUCUUUUUUGUCUUUUUCUUCCAAGUGGCAGUGUAUAUCAUCCAGACUGUGGGGAUCCCCAAGUGGGGAAACAGCGGAUGGAUCGCAUCCAUCAGCAUGAUCGGCAAAAACUUGGCUGUGGCUGUGGUUAUGAUGGUGGUGGCCGGUUUUUUCACAGUAAACUCUGUCCUGGCUGUCAUCCUACUGAAAAUGGUCCACUCUAAGUACAGAAGGACCGGGGCCAGCUUCACCAAGGCCCAGCAGGAGUUCUCCCACGGAGUCAUUACCAACCCCACUGUGCAGACUGCUGCCACCAGUGCUGCCACCUCUGCUGCACAGGGAGCCUUCAGCAGGAACCAGAGGAAUUAGAUUGCUUUUCACAUCCUUCAUGCUACAGGCUAGUCUCUUCUCUGACCAACAAAGCCAUGUCCUAACAUACUUCAACGGGUUUAGGGAAUGGGUGUAAUUAUUUAGUGAAGAGGGCAAAAACAAUCAACAUGAAGAAAAGUAUUGUCAUUUGAACAGCAGCCUAGUGAAGUGUCCCCGUUUUCCACUUUAAAUGGGCUAUGGUGUAAUACAGAACACAUUGGCAACUUCAACAUCACAAUAUAACCAACUUGAAUAAACUCAACAUUAUCUGACUAAAGAUAUAAACGUUAAAGUAUACGCAGUGCAAUAUGCAGCGUAUUAUUUAACCGGUCUGGGAUUUAGUGAUAACAUACAAUAAUUUAAAUCCUGUCACUGUUAAAUACGCUGGCGGAAAGUGAUAGGAUUUUUCUAUCUCACAAUUUUGUUUAGAAAUAACAUGCUGGGGCCUCAAAAAUCAACUUUAGAAGAGUUGGAAUUAUAUAAAACGUAUACUUGACCAGAGAAUGUUUAACCAUCAUUGAAUGAUGGAUUCACUUAGCUUGUAUGUAUGUAUGUAUACAUGUGUUUGCCAUUGCAGCAGCAUGUAGAGCUUUACGGAGUAACUGGUUUAUCAUUCUGCUUUAUGUGCAACCUUGAUACAUGCAGUACACAUAAUAUGACUGGAUGCCCGGCAAAAUGAGAUGCAUCCUGUUACUAUCUUACACUACUGAUGAAAACAGCUGCUGUUUGUACUAAAUGUUAUGUUUUCAUUUUUAUAACACUGUAAAAAAUGAUGGUUAAUGAAGGUGAAGGGAUGAAGGUUUUUCUUUUUACUGUUUUAAUCACUGGUCUUGAAGUGAGAAAAACAAGUUGUUUUUAGGGCAAAUUAAGUGGGAUUGCACAUUUUCAUUCAUGUUGAUUUAGGAAUACCAUUAUGUUUUCUUUCAUAGUAUGGAGCCUUUAAAAUUAAACAAAUGGUUCAGGUUU